This is a messenger RNA of Psylliodes chrysocephalus, 1466 nucleotides long. Lineage: Eukaryota; Metazoa; Arthropoda; Insecta; Coleoptera; Chrysomelidae. The record is from the annotation of a GenBank genome assembly.
GUUUUUCAAUAUUUGUGUUUGAUGUUGUCGUUUAACUUUUUCAGAUUCGAUAUUUUGUUUUGUGUAAAUUUACAACUCUAUUCUAUAAUACCGGGAGUUUUCUAGCAAGUUUUAAACAAACUUUGCGGUUCUGGUAAACGUUUUGAGACCAAAGUUGAUAUGAAAAGUUUGUAUAUAGUAUUCCACGGUCAACAACUUCCAUUCCUUGUGAAAACUUAAAAAUCGAACUACAAGUAAUAAUGCGACAUGCACCCCUUUCGUCCAGCAAACUUCCUUGGGCCACGCUCUUGGCGUUUGUUUUGCAAGCGGCUCUCCUAGUCUCGGCGACGUCUACCGAUGGAACGAUGAAUUCCAGGGGGACAGACGAUGACAAUCUACAGAUUGGGGCUGACAUGCCUAGAAGAGACUGGAACAGGAACCUCAACUUGUUGAACAAGCGAGGUUGGGGAGACCUUCACGGUGGAUGGGGCGUAAAGCGAAGCGAACCUUCUUGGUUAGAACAAAAUGCCUACUCAACUCCACCGAUUGUACAGAAAAGAGCUUGGAAGAAUUUUCAAAGCGGGUGGGGUAAGAGGCUAGCCCCUGACAACGAAGAUUUUACCAUGCAGGAAAUCGCUUCACUGUUGGAACGAAACGACCAUCAAAGUAUACCUGUCGAAUCAGAUUUUGACGAUCACGAAGAGGAAAAACGAUCAAAUUGGGCCAAAUUUUCAGACGGGUGGGGAAAGAGAAACAAAUGGGAAAGUUUUCGAGGUGCAUGGGGCAAACGUGAACCUGCUUGGGUAAAUUUAAAAGGACUUUGGGGGAAAAGAAGCAAUUUGGACAGCUACGUGAUCAAUAAAUAAAACCUAUUUUGGUUACAAUUGUUUCAGAAAAUUUAAAAAUGUCUUCAAAAUCAUCUCUUCAUUGGCAAUUUCUACAAAAUGUUUUUUUUGUGUUAAUAUGAGUGAUAUUUUACUGUCGUUCUGUUAAAAAAAAAAUAAAGAGUAUAAUUUGUUUUUCAAAAAAAUUAAACUCCAAAUUAAAUCAAUCGAAAUAAAAAUGAUAAUAUAGCAAACUAUACAUAUUAUAAUAUCAAUUAGUUUUAAGUAUACAUACUUUAAGAAAUAAUUAAAAAUGUGUUAUGUAUUUUUGAACAAUAUUUGUAAUUAUACCUGAAAGCAGACUAAUAAUUUAUGUGUAACUGAAUGUAAAACUAAGAAUUAUAGUUAAAAUAAAAUACAUGCUGGCAUCCUACACAAGCCUUUAUUUAUUGUUAUUCCAUACAUAUAAUUUUACACACUCUUCUCUACUUUUUAAUUUACUUUCGAUAUUUUCAACCAGACACCACCAUCUACUGCCAAAAUAAAAGCAUUAGUAACAUAUUUUAUAGGUAAUUUAGUCUUUUUGUGUAGCUCCACUUUAAAAUUAUCUAGCACAGAUAUAAUUCCAACCUUAGUUUCUAGAAGGCCAAAUCUAGAGCCUAA